UUCUUUCAUACAUUCUAAAUCAGAUAUUAUUGGAGCUUUUUCCAUCAAUCCACCAUCUUCUCAAGAUCGUCUUGCCGUAAAAAAAAUGAAUUCUUUCUGUAGAAACAUGGCCGGGGAAUCGUCAUCUAACCAACACGACAUUGUUAGUUGCCCGUUUCUGCGUAACAUUAACGAACCAACUAACUUCUCCUUUUCAUCUUCCGUGGCUCUUCCAUUGCCGGUCCGCGGAACCAAAGGUCCUAUAUUUGAGGACGGUCCCAAUUUUGAUGCGGCAUUCAGGAUUUUUCAUGGGCAAAAUGGCGUGGUUCCACUUUCUGAUCAAUCAUCGGAUUGUUCGAAGUUGAGGUCCGAACCAGCUCCACAGCAGUUCAACCCAUUAGCAGCGAAGGCAGCUACUAUCAGUCUCUCGGGUUUCGGUGGGGCCUUCGGAUUUGAUGCAUUCAAUGAGAUGUUCAAGAAUCAACAAAGAAAACACAAAUCAUCCAAGAAAGAGUCUUCGCAGAAAGGAGAUGAAAUAAUGGGUGAAGAAUGGCUGCAAAAUGGGAAAUGCCCCAUGGCCAAAUCCUAUAGAUCAGUGAGUAAUGUCCUACCAAUGGUGGCCAAAUCCUUUAAACUCCCGUCAGGCAUAAACUACAGGUGCCCACCAAUCAUCGUGGCGGCCCGAGCCGCUUUAGCUCGAACCACCUUUGCAAAGAACCUCAGGCCCCAACCGCUGCCGGCAAAAGUGCUUGCGAUCGGAGCCAUGGGCAUGGCGGCUAACGUCCCUUUAGGGAUUUGGAGAGAACACACUAAGAAAUUCUCACCUUCUUGGUUUGCAGCGGUUCACGCAGCCGUUCCAUUUAUCGCCAUGCUUAGAAAAUCGGUGUUGAUGCCCAAAUCUGCCAUGGCUUUUACGAUAGCAGCUUCUGUUCUGGGCCAGGUGAUUGGAUCUAGGGCUGAACGGUAUCGCCUGAAAGCAACCGUUGGUGCGUCCCAUCAGGUCGCUGUGACGAGUGAACAUUGUGGCGAGCCCGUCGACUGGGAAUCCAUGCCUCUGAAGGUCGCUGUACCGGCGUCUUGAAUUUUGUAACGAUUAUUGUAAGAUGUAAAAAAUUUCACCAUGUAUUUAUACUAUUUAUUAUAUUAUGUUUGGAUCGACAUAAUACAAGAGGCUGCAUCUUUAAUU
Molecule: messenger RNA, 1165 nt
Organism: Cynara cardunculus var. scolymus (artichoke)
Lineage: Eukaryota; Viridiplantae; Streptophyta; Magnoliopsida; Asterales; Asteraceae
Exons: 4
Coding region: 86-1060 (324 amino acids)
Cellular component (GO): chloroplast
Source: RefSeq, a predicted model, not a curated record